CGUAAAAUAGAAAGAAAAGAGAACUUGAUAUUUUCACCCGCAUUUUUGUCGAAGUAAUCGCUUUUUUGUCCUGAAAGAUGGACYCAGGGUUACACCACUCUCACGAAGAAGCUUACGGGCAAAGUUUCUAUCAGAARCCGAACUUAGAUCCGCAAGYUUCAGGUAUUUACUCCUACAAUAGUAGCAUCGCUACCGGUCUACCAUCAAAAGAGCCAACAGAGAGAUUUUUGCGUUAUAUACCAAAUAAGGCACCUAUGUCUGCAGGGCAAGUAGCAAUAGAUAUAAACGAUGGAGGGCAUGAGAAAGAUGUCAGAGGAUUGGAUAAAGUGAGGGGAGACCAUAAACUGAGAUUACGAGCACCACAAGAGUCAAGUAGCAAAGCACUUUCUAGUGUUAUUAAACCAUUUCCAAAAAGAACCUAUAAACUGAUAAACAUUGUAACCAAGGAAUURAAAACAGUUCUUGCUGAAAAACAGGGAUGGAAAAUAUUCUGGUUGCUUCUGUUAAAUUUGGUAUUAACAUUUAUACUCUUAGUUUAUUCUGGGUCAUCUAACAGCUUAGCUUUACAGUCUUUUGCUUAUCUAACAAUAUUUGAUAUUUUAAGUUUGAUGACAUGUCUUUUGUCCUUGUGGGUAUCACUUCAGAAGUCUACACCUGCAUUUUCAUAUGGGUUUGACAGAUAUGAAGUACUAGCAGUAUUCUCAUCAACUAUGUUAACGAUGUUUGGUGCAUUAUUUAUAUUCAAAGAAAGUACGGAAAGAUUAUUAAUGCCUGAAGAAGUUAAAACGGAUAGUUUGUUUAUUCUUGCUGUUAUUGGUCUUGUGCUGCAUCUUCUUGUAACAUUUGUGGCGGGUAAUAAGCCAUUGAAUGAAGUAUCAAAAGCUGCAGCAUCUAAUUGGCUGCAAGAUGCAGUUUCUGAUUUAGGACACAGUAUUUGUGGCUUUGCACCAGUUCUUGGUAGAAUUCUUGUACAAAAGAUUAAUCCCAUAGCACUUCUUGGCAUUGCUGGUGCUACAUGUGUUCUUGUCACUGAUGCUUCUGUUGACUAUAAUAAAUCAUUCAUAACUGACAGUCUAUGUGCAAUGAUCAUGACAUCCAUCAUAUGGGCAACCAUGUUACCUUUAAGUAUCUACAGUGGACAAAUACUUUUGCAGACUUGCCCACCUGAUAUAAUGAACCAGAUAGACAAGUGUUUAAGAGAGGCAUCAACUUUAGAUGGAGUCUUAGAAUUUAGGAAUGAACACUUUUGGACUGUCUCUUUUGGAAAAAUGGCUGGCUCUCUCCAUGUCAGAAUACGAAGAGAUGCAAAUGAGCAAAUGGUUCUUGCUCAUGUCACCAACAAACUCUCAGUUCAUGUUACUUACCUUACUGUACAAGUCUUUAAAGAUGACUGGAUCAGGUCUACUAGUGGAACAAAACUAGCUUCAAUACCCUCUACAUUUCCUCGUAAUCCAAGCCUUCCAAAAAUGAGUCAAUCACCAAAAACURCAAAUGUGUAUAAUAUGAAUAUGAACAAUCCAGGUCAUUCGCAUUUUGCUGGAAAAUCACAGCAGAACUUAACUGGAAGUCCUUUGGCUUCUGCCUAUGUCACACCUAGUAAAAUUCAGUGAGAGUGCACUUACCCCCCCCCCUCUCUCUCUCUCUCCCUCUCCCUCCCCCCUUAGCAUUAAUUUUGGAAUCUACUCAUGAAAAAAUUAAUAAUAAUUGUAAAUAUUCCAUAGUAAAUUAAAGACAAAGUAGAAAUGAGUGCUGUUAUGUAAAGUUAUUAAACAUUGUAGAUAUAAUAACAGAAAAUUUUGAUUUUGAAAUUAUUCCAUUUUGUACUGUGUCCUCAUGGGCAUCAGUACUAUUAUUUUAUUUUACAAACUUUUCAGUAAAAUCAGACGUUUUGAUUGGUUGGCUUUCGUGUGUURUCAAAGUAUAGAUACACAGAUUACGUCAAAACUAAUUGUUUGUUGUAUAAAACAGAUAG
This is a messenger RNA of Exaiptasia diaphana, 1972 nucleotides long. Its product is annotated as zinc transporter 6. The record is from RefSeq and is a predicted model, not a curated record. Bases 78 to 1610 code for a protein of 510 amino acids. Gene Ontology annotation, molecular function: monoatomic cation transmembrane transporter activity. The transcript is spliced from 15 exons. Gene Ontology annotation, cellular component: membrane. Lineage: Eukaryota; Metazoa; Cnidaria; Anthozoa; Actiniaria; Aiptasiidae. Gene Ontology annotation, biological process: transmembrane transport; monoatomic cation transport.